Messenger RNA from Otolemur garnettii (small-eared galago), 1428 nucleotides. RefSeq names its product PRAME family member 12-like. Gene Ontology annotation, biological process: negative regulation of DNA-templated transcription; positive regulation of cell population proliferation; negative regulation of cell differentiation. The coding region runs from base 1 to 1428 and encodes 475 amino acids. The record is from RefSeq and is a predicted model, not a curated record. The transcript is spliced from 3 exons. Gene Ontology annotation, cellular component: cytoplasm. NCBI's taxonomy places the organism in Eukaryota, Metazoa, Chordata, Mammalia, Primates, Galagidae.
AUGAGCCGCCAGGGUGCACCGAGACUCCUGGACCUGGCUGUGCAGAGCCUGGUGAGAAAUGAAGCCUUGGCCAUGUCUGCUCUGGAGGAGCUGCCCGGGGAGCUCUUCCCACCGCUGUUCAUGGAGGCCUUCACCAGGAGACGCAGCAGAGUCCUGACGGCCAUGGUGCAGGCCUGGCCCUUCACCCGCCUCCCUCUGGGGUCCCUGAUGAACUUACGUGACCUGGAGAUGUUGAGAGCUGUGCUGGACGGGCUGGAUGCGCUGCUGGCCCAGAAGGAUCAGCCCAGGAAAUGGAACCUGCAAGUGCUGGAUUUGCGGGAUGUGGAUGGGAACUUCUGGGCCGUGUGGUCUGAAGGGAUGGCCCAUACCUGCCCACCAGAUGCCAUGGAUGAGAGGAAAACAGAGACAGACUGUCCGGGUUCGGGAAGGGUGAAGCCCUUCAGAGUGAUUGUAGAUCUCUGCCUCAAUGUAAGAACACUGGACGAAUCCCUCAAGUACUUCUCGGAGUGGGCCAAGCAGAGGAAAGAUUCCAUCCACCUGUGCUGUAGGGAGCUGGACAUUCUUGCAGUAGCCUUCCAGAAUAUCCGCAAAUUCCUACAAACGGUGGAUCUGGACUGUAUCCAGGAGGUGGAGCUGAAUUGCUAUUGGAAUCUGCCCACCUUGGGACAGUUUUCUUCUUACCUGGGCCGUAUGCGUCAUCUUGAGAAACUCUGUGUCUCCCACAUCCGUGCUCCUGCCUAUCUUUCUCCAGAGAUGAAGAAGAAGCAUGUGCUCCAGAUGGCCAAUGCGCUCCUCAACCUGGACCGUCUCCAGAAGCUUGAUCUGUACUCUGAUGCCUUCCUUGAAGGCCACCUGGACCAGGUGCUCAGGUGCCUCAAGACCCCGUUGGAGACCCUCUCAAUAAUCCGCUGUCCGCUUUUAGAAUCAGACCUGAGCCAUCUGUCUUGGUGCCCGACCCUCACUGAACUAAAGCACCUGGUCUUGUCUAAAGUGAGACUGACCGAUUUCAGCCCUGAGCCCCUUCAACUUCUCCUGGAGAGAGUCGCUGCCACUCUGCAGACCCUGGACCUGGAGGACUGUGGGAUCUCGGAUGCCCAACUCAGAGUCAUCUUGCCUAGCCUGAGCCGCUGCUCCCAGCUCACCACCUUCAGCUUCUGCGGGAACCAGAUCUUCAUGCCAGCCCUGGAGGACCUGUUACGCCACACUGUCAGGCUGAGCAAGUUUAACAUAGGGCAGUACCCUGUGCCUCUGGAGAGCUAUGAUGCUUGGGGAGUUUUCCAUCAGGAAAUCCUUGCUCAAUUUGCAGCUAAGCUGAGGCGGACACUGAGUGAUUUGCAGUUGAAGAGGAUCUUCUUUGGCACAGUCCCCUGUCCUGAGUGUGGCAACGGAGCCCUCUAUGACCUGGACAUGGUUCGGCAUUGUUGCUGA